Molecule: messenger RNA, 2673 nt
Organism: Penicillium maclennaniae
Lineage: Eukaryota; Fungi; Ascomycota; Eurotiomycetes; Eurotiales; Aspergillaceae
Product: putative telomere silencing protein Zds1
Exons: 2
Biological process (GO): establishment of cell polarity; positive regulation of G2/M transition of mitotic cell cycle
Cellular component (GO): cytoplasm; cell septum
Source: RefSeq, a predicted model, not a curated record
GCUUCCCCGAGUGCCCCUGAGGGUAGCGGAGGACACGCGACGCGAAGAGGCCAUUCCCCCCAUUUGUCCAUUAGCGAUCCUAGCCACCAUGUCACAGAAGCUAUCGGACACAUGUAUGACGAUGACUACGAUCGCAAUGAUCCCAGGCGUCUCAGCUAUAUAUCGACGCCUCUCGGCGAGUCAAUAACGACUAUCCCGCGCAACGCCGCUGGCUCCGAUAAUUCUUCCCCGUCCACACUGUCUCCAAACUCGCCGGUCGAAAGACAACCAAGGCAGGCAAAUACGCAAUUACGGCCGCCUCUCGCGACACACCGGUCCUACGACCGAGAGAGUAACCCCGGAUCUGCAGACGGUACUCGAUCGCCCUCGGAAACUGCUACCUCGUCUUUUCCUCUCAAUGAUAUUGACUACGAGUCCGACCCUGCCGCGGUAGUCCAGGAAUUGAAUAACCUUGCAGCUAUUCGACGUAUGUCUAUGCACGAAGCGGCGACGGGCGAUCCUGACCUUCCGGCGUUUGGAAAUAACAAUUUUUCGAUCCCCUCCUUACCCCCCUCUCCCUCAGCCGACGAAAAUGAUGCUUCCCGUUUGUUUUGGGUUCCGGCGAGUCUACAUCCGGAGUUGGCGCCGAAAGAAUUCAGAUCCUUUCUCGAAAGCAAGGCCGAUCUCAUAAAACGCAAAUCGGGCGAUUACUCUUCUUUGGGACCUGAACGUCAGGGAUCAAGCAGCAGUCUGCGUCGAAAACGGUCAAUGCUUUCCAGACAGAUCGAUGACUCGUCCGGUUUUCAAGAUGGGGCUGACCGACUAGAACGUCAACGGUCACAGUCAAGCAGCAAGCGGGACGGCAUGUUGAGCCCCAAUUUGCAACAACUUGAAACCUUAGUCGACGAUUCGAAACCGACGACUAAGGAGUCUUCCUUAGUGCGCGGGAUGCAAAACCUGGGAAUUUCUCCGGGCGAAGAUAAGCCGAUUCUCCCAGCUGCGCCUCUAGGCCACAGUCUACGACGAUCAACUCGAACACAAUACAAGAAGGGAAGCUUGAAAAAGGGCGAGAAGGUGCCCUAUUCGAAAAGAGUCGGGAGAGGCCUCUCGGAAUCUGCUGGAUCAGCAUCGCCUUCUGUCGCUUCUUCUUCCGAGGAUCAGCAGGCCCUUGGUCUUGGCCGUGUAUCUAACGACUCCUCUUCGCCAACAUCUCAAGUUGCCCAAACGCCAUCCGCUUCGUCCCGCAGCACGGCCUUCGCCGCGGAUUCUACCACCAGCUCCACAUUUGAUUCAAUCAUUGAUAGCUCAGAAGCAGAAGAAGAACCAACUCCUUCAGGGGCGCAGUCCGAUGUCGCUUCAUCUGAUGGUGUGAAUGCGAAUGCCGGUGCUUAUGCACGGCAAUGGCAAUCUCGCAUUAGCGCAAACGGCCGAUCCACCACGAACAUCCCUCAGUCCGAACAACAAAUCCCCGCUAUUGUUGAAUCGCCUCCUAGUGAGCCUAACCGCAGUGCAACGUCUUAUAGCAGCCGAGCAUCCGAGCGGGAUACGCCAUCUUUGUACUCGCCAAAAACCACACCUCAACAGCAGCCGCAGCAGCAGCAGGAUUCGACCCCCAGCAAGCGGACCUUGAUGAGCGGGAGCAGGCAGUCUGAAAAAGAGAGCGCAUCAUCACUAGAUAAUCUCGCCAAUCACCCCCAGAUGAUACCUGGAAACAGUACUCGCACGGACAACCUCUCCUUCAUCCCGACUAUGCCCGAGGAGCGCAAACAGGAGGAACGCAAGUCAGAAGGCAAGAAGUCCAAGAAAGAGUCGGAUGGCAGUCGCAAAUCCAGCUGGCACUGGCUGUUGGGAAGUGAAGAGAAGGAUAAAAAGAAGCACAAAGAUGGCGAAUCCAAGAGUUCGAAGUCCAAGCUUGUUGACAAAGUGCACAGCAGUCCGCGUGCGGAUGUGUUGCAAUCAUCCCUGGACAAUACGCCCAAGGGCCGGGAGAGCAUCAUUUUGGACCGUCUCGACCCCAAAUUAGAGGAAGAGAGACGAAAGGAUGGUGUACGACGCGCGUCGGGAGAUUCGAAGAAGGAAAAGGAUGGAAUUUUCUCAUCGAUUUUCGGUGGUGGCAGAAAGAAGCACAGCUCAGAAGGCCAUCACAGGAAGAACUCAUCUCGCAACCUGUCUCCCGAGCCACCUAUACGAGAGCUUCACGCAGACGUCGAUUAUCCUUGGACACGCUUCUCUAUUCUGGAAGAACGCGCAAUUUACCGCAUGGCCCACAUCAAGCUUGCCAAUCCCCGUCGCGCACUUUACUCGCAGGUCUUGCUGAGCAACUUCAUGUACUCAUAUCUGGAAAAGGUGCAACAGAUGCACCCGCAUAUGAUGGUGGCUUCCUCUGGAUCUCAGAGGCAGUCCAAAUCGCGGGAGCAGCAGCAGCAACAACAGCAACCAGACGAGUACCUCCAAUACCAGCGAUAUCAAGAAGCACAAGAGCAACAACAAUACGCGGAUAGCGCCUAUGAUGACCCAUCUAUGUACGACUACGACGACGAUCCACACGAUCACUACCAGCAGUCUCACGGGAGGAGUAACAAGCACGGCUACGAGAACGGCCAUGCUUACGGCUCGGGCCACUACCAGUACGGACACUCGUCUUUUGGCGACGACGUCCAGCUGGAUGACGACGAUGACGAUGAUAUGUGGUGA